CUCAGUCACCAGGGAGGUUUGAUACGUCUGCCCUGCCGUACGGUAUGACGUCGCACGUGACCGCGGUUUUAUAAGCGGAGGCCGCGGCGGCGGCGUGUCACUCCCUUCGUCCGGCCAGGAUGGCGUCUUGUAGUCGUGGAGAUCCAUUACCCAGAGUGCAGUGUCCAAACCAUCCAGAUGCCAUACUGGUAGAAGAUUACCGUGCUGGUGAUAUGAUCUGUCCAGAAUGUGGACUGGUUGUAGGUGAUAGGGUUAUAGAUGUUGGCUCAGAAUGGCGAACGUUUAGUAAUGACAAAGCAACAAAAGACCCAUCUCGAGUUGGUGAUGCCCAGAAUCCACUGCUAAAUGGUGGGGAUUUGUCAACUAUGAUCGGAAAGGGUACUGGAUCAGCAAGCUUUGAUGAGUUUGGGAAUGCAAAAUACCAAAAUCGUCGGACAAUGAGUAGCUCUGAUCGAGCAAUGAUGAAUGCAUUUAAGGAAAUCAGCAAUAUGUCUGACAGGAUAAAUCUGCCCAGAAAUAUAGUUGAUCGAACAAAUAAUUUAUUUAAGCAAGUGUAUGAACAAAAGAGCCUAAAGGGAAGGAGUAAUGAUGCCAUUGCCUCUGCCUGUUUGUAUAUUGCCUGUAGACAAGAAGGUGUGCCACGGACGUUCAAAGAAAUUUGCGCAGUGUCCAGAAUUCCGAAGAAGGAAAUCGGCCGCUGCUUCAAGUUAAUUCUGAAAGCUCUGGAAACCAGCGUGGAUCUAAUCACCACAGGAGACUUUAUGUCCCGGUUCUGUUCAAACUUGGGAUUGCCUAAACAGGUACAAAUGGCUGCAACUCACAUCGCGAGGAAAGCUGUGGAACUGGAUUUGGUCCCUGGCAGAAGCCCAAUUUCUGUGGCUGCAGCAGCAAUUUAUAUGGCUUCACAAGCUUCUGCAGAUAAAAGGACACAGAAAGAAAUUGGAGACAUUGCUGGUGUGGCUGAUGUCACAAUCAGGCAGUCCUACAGGCUCAUCUAUCCACGGGCCGCUGACCUUUUCCCUGCUGAAUUUAAAUUUGAUACUCCAGUGGACAAGCUGCCCCAGUUAUAAUCUGAACCAGUCUGCACACAAUGUACACAGUAAUUGUUUUAAAAUUUGAAAAACAAUCACCAUUUUUCCCCUACUUAGAACAUUUGAAACAAAUUAAUAUUAUCACUGAUUUUUGAAACCUACUUGGGUGAACAACUUGAGAACCAAUGAGGCUAUGUAGCAGCAGAGGAUUAUGCUCUCUCCAAAUGCAGCACAUACAUUCCGAGGCUGAAUUUCAAGACUGUUUGUACUUGCCAGAUAAUUUGUAUAUUUGCAAGUUAGGAAUUUAUACUUAAAUAGAUCAUUACUUUGUAUAUAAUAUGCAAAUUGGGGAUAUUGUGAAAGGCUGCUGACAGAUUGGCUCAUUCACAGAAUUUUUUGGUUGAACUCCUAACUUGUAAUUUGACAGACCUAUCUUCAGGUUAGUUAGAUGCUUGUCUUUAAUAAAAGGACAUUUUCUGUUG
This is a messenger RNA of Pristis pectinata (smalltooth sawfish), 1513 nucleotides long. RefSeq names its product general transcription factor IIB (gene gtf2b). The coding region runs from base 120 to 1070 and encodes 316 amino acids. Gene Ontology annotation, cellular component: transcription preinitiation complex; nucleus. The transcript is spliced from 7 exons. Gene Ontology annotation, biological process: transcription initiation at RNA polymerase II promoter; transcription preinitiation complex assembly. The record is from RefSeq and is a predicted model, not a curated record. NCBI's taxonomy places the organism in Eukaryota, Metazoa, Chordata, Chondrichthyes, Rhinopristiformes, Pristidae. Gene Ontology annotation, molecular function: TBP-class protein binding; RNA polymerase II general transcription initiation factor activity.